This is a messenger RNA of Solanum tuberosum (potato), 1196 nucleotides long. RefSeq lists its product as uncharacterized. NCBI's taxonomy places the organism in Eukaryota, Viridiplantae, Streptophyta, Magnoliopsida, Solanales, Solanaceae. Bases 150 to 1085 code for a protein of 311 amino acids. The record is from RefSeq and is a predicted model, not a curated record. The transcript has 7 exons.
GGGGGAGAUAACAGAGAUUAUUCAACUACUGACAAUUUUCCAUCACGUAUAAUGCAUGGUCUUUUCUUUCUUUUUUUCAAAAAAAAUAAUAAGAACUUGUAUCUAGCUACUUUUUCUUCUGAAUUCUAUGGUUGCAAGAAAAUUCACAAAUGCUAAGGCUAAAUUUUUAUGGCUCCAUAGUUUCUAGUCCGAUAGAAGUCAAUAGAAGCUGCCGCUCGUGGAUCAUUUUGUCGAACAAAGCAACGAUUGUAUGUCGGAGGAACAUUAGAGUUAAAGCCCUGAAAGAUGGGAUGAAUGGUGGCACCAACGGCAGUGGAUUAGGUGGUCGUAGUUGGGACCCUGGCUUGGAAAUUGAGGUGCCAUUUGAACAAAGGCCGGUGAAUGAGUACUCAUCUCUGAAAGAUGAAACUUUAUACUCUUGGGCGGAAUUGGGUCCAGGGGCCUUCUUCCUACGUCUCGGAGGACUUUGGUUAGUUACUUUUGCAGUUUUGGGAGUACCUAUUGCUGCUGCAAGCUUCAAUCCUUCAAAGGAUCCUUUAAGAUUUCUCCUGGCUGCAAGUACGGGGACUCUUUUUCUUGUUGCACUGAUUGUCCUAAGAAUUUAUCUGGGAUGGAGCUAUGUUGGAGAUAGGCUUUUAUCAGCAGUUAUACCUUAUGAAGAGACCGGAUGGUAUGAUGGACAGAUGUGGGUGAAGCCCCCUGAGAUCCUAGCUCGGGAUAGGCUGUUGGGCUCUUAUAAGGUGAAACCAGUCAUUAAAAUGCUGAAGCAAACGCUAGUUGGAACAGGGGCUUUACUAGUUGCAGCAGUCUCAUUAUUCAUAUUUGCAACACCAGUAGAAGAUUUUUUCCGCGAUACUUUCACAACAAAAGAAAACUCAUUGAGUUCCACCUCAACAAACAGCACAAAUAAACUAGGCAUCAGGAAAGAAGAACUGUUACGCUUGCCACUGGAAGUCAAGGAGGACGAUGAUCUGGCUAAAGCUGCUGCUGAAGCAGCUGAUGGAAGGCCAGUUUACUGCAGAGAUAGGUAUUAUCGUGCAUUGGCCGGUGGGCAGUACUGCAAAUGGGAAGACUUAGUUAAAUAAGACGAUUUAUAAGUGAAGAAAGCUACAGUUAAAUUCUGUGGUUGCUCAAAAGAUCUGUACAAUUGAGCCUCUUCUUAUAAUUUUAAAGAAGAAAUUUUGAUGUUUUACGCA